AUGGUCCACGUAGUCUGUCUCAGUGCAGCAAUGUCCGUAAAAAAUAUGGAAGCUCUGAAUACAGCCAACAUCAUGCUGGCUCUCAUAUUGACUUUCGAAGACGGGCGCGAAAGGCUUCUCUCGAAAAACUACAGCGUUUCAAUUCUCCAUAGCAGUAACCUGGCAAUUCUUUUCCGACUGAAGUCAGAAAUCGUGAAUAUUAACGAUCACUUCACCUCCAGGUACAAUGAUCAGAUUUUCUCGAUCAUUUCUGAAGUGUUGCGCUCGCACGUAUAUCUGCCGUUACCUGUACCUGCUGGCGCGCAGACCAACCGACCGAUGAUCAGGCUACUGCCAGAUCGAAUAAUUUUCGCCACGGAUUUCGUCUUCAAAGGAGGAUGA
Molecule: messenger RNA, 381 nt
Organism: Cooperia oncophora
Lineage: Eukaryota; Metazoa; Nematoda; Chromadorea; Rhabditida; Trichostrongylidae
Source: the annotation of a GenBank genome assembly